Messenger RNA from Trichomycterus rosablanca, 2194 nucleotides. RefSeq names its product A kinase (PRKA) anchor protein 8-like (gene akap8l). Lineage: Eukaryota; Metazoa; Chordata; Actinopteri; Siluriformes; Trichomycteridae. Bases 68 to 1774 code for a protein of 568 amino acids. Gene Ontology annotation, molecular function: DNA binding. The transcript is spliced from 12 exons. Gene Ontology annotation, cellular component: nucleus. The record is from RefSeq and is a predicted model, not a curated record.
UUGUGUGUGUAAGCUACAGCUAGCCCAGACUUCGUCUACAUUGGAUCGAAUAUAUUCUGAAGUGAACAUGGACGGUCGCGGUUAUGGUUCAGGAUCUGGUAGCUACGGCAUGUACGGAGGCGGAUAUGGCGAUACGCACAUGAAGGGCGGUCUGUCCGGUUCCAAUGCCGAUGCCGUCAUUGCUAAAAUCAACCAGAGGUUGGACAUGCUCUCCCAGCUGGAGGGGGGUAUGAGAGGGGGUCGAAACGAUAGGUUUGACCAGUACGAGUCUUACGACUCACGCUCCUCUGCCCCCGGCCCCCGCGAUCUCUACAGAUCUGGUAACUUUGGUUUCGGCGACUCCCGGGCAGACAUGAUGGGCUAUGAGUCCAUGGGUGCCGCCGGAGGCCGAGACUCUUUCUCGGGCUCCGGCUGGGGGGAGGGACCGAGGUCCCAGCACAGAGGAGGAAGGCCAGACGUGCGUGGCUUCGGGCGUAUGCAGGAUGACUAUAUGACCGGUGGAGGUAGGCAGACCGGUGUGCAAGGCCACUCCCCAUCAGGGCGAGGCAGGCUGCCGUCGCUCCUCAGCCACCGCGUGUUCCCUGAGAGGGGCUUCCAGUUUAAGGGCUCUCAGUUCGGAGGGAACCAAAGGGGCAACCGACAACAGAACCGCAAGAGACCCCACAACCGACAGCAGGGGAAACAGAAGGACAGGAAGGAGCCUCAGUCUCCGUCGGAUGAGCCGGAGCCCAAAGUAAGCAAGGCCGAGUCUGCCGGAGACGACGACGAAGAUACCGUUGAGCCAAGGGACGAGAAGACAGACGACGGGACUCCAGCCACCGAAUCGAACCCGGCGGCUGAAGAUGAGGAUGCUGAGACGAAGUCGGAGGACAAACCCUCUGCUCCCAGGUCCAGGAGGAGGCGAGGGUUCUUCGAAAGGACGGCCAACGGUCCGAGCCGCUCGCUGACCAGGGUGGCCUUCGCCUGCUCCAUCUGCAAGUUCCGCUCCUUCUACAGCGAGGACAUGGAGGCUCACCUGGAGAGCAAGUUCCACAAGGAUCACUUCAAGUUCCUGUCCAGCCAGUUGUUGAAACCGACCGCCGAGUUCCUGAAGGAGUAUCUGCUGGAUAAGUACAAGAAGACGGCGCAGAGGAUCACCCAGCUGCCCGACCACUACUCCACCAUCUGCCAGGUCCUAAAAGACCAGGAUCUCACCAGAGAGAUCGGGAUGGAGCACUUCAUAAAGAAGGAGGAGGCGGCGCACUGUACGGCGUGUGACAUCUACAUCCCCAUGCAGCACAAGCUCAUCCAGCAGCACAUCAAAGCCCCCGAGCACAACCAGAACCGCAAGGCCAUGAUGGAGCAGUCCAAGUGGUCCUGUGCCUCCGUGGCCCGGAGCAUCCUCAACCACAAGGUCAUCAGCAAGAAACUGGAGACCUUCCUCAAGGGCGAGAACCCUUUCACUGAUGACCAAGACAAGCAGGACCUCGAUGACUCCAUGACGCUGGAGGAAACGGAGGGCGACGGCGAGCCGAAAGAGAAACCAGAAGAAGGGGCGGAGAACGCCGGCGAGGGGGCUCCUGAAGGGGCAGGGAACGGCCAACCCAAGGAAACGAGUGGCGAUGGAGGAGAGGGAAAAGAGAUGCAGGGUGAGGCAGGAAAGGAAGAUGAUUGGGCUGGAGGUGAGGAGGAGGAGGAAAUGGAGGCAGGAGAUGAGGUAGAAGGGGUGGAGUUGGGAGAAGAAGAUGAAGAUGAAGGAAUAGAGGGCCUGGAGGUGGAAGACCAAGAAGCUUGAAGAUGGUGGUGAUCAGCUGCUCUCAUCAUCUGAUGGAGCAGACUGGACCAAAUACAACGCUUCCAUCCGUUUAGUCAUGUGGGACGACCAAUAAAAAUGGGACGGGGUUUAAAUCUUCAGCUAGCGUUCAACCUUCUGCUCUUUUACCAGGUUCCUCCACACGACUGAUUAACCUUCACAUAAGAGUUCAACGUUAACCUACGAUCUUUGCUAAUUUAUGUCAUAACAUCUUCAGCCAGUCGAAGAGCCAAUCCCUGUUCGUCUCAGUGUUGGUGUUCAGUUCUUCACCUGCGUUAAACUGUUUUAUUUUUUAAGUGAUGAUUCGAUUGUAGUUUCAUUUUUCUGCUUUUGGUUUGUUCAGUUGAAGAACGAUUGUUAAACGUAGAAUCUUAGCUGAAAAUAAAUGUUUAUAAAAGUUCA